This is a messenger RNA of Vigna umbellata (rice bean), 1952 nucleotides long. RefSeq names its product malate synthase, glyoxysomal-like. Gene Ontology annotation, cellular component: cytoplasm. Gene Ontology annotation, molecular function: malate synthase activity. NCBI's taxonomy places the organism in Eukaryota, Viridiplantae, Streptophyta, Magnoliopsida, Fabales, Fabaceae. The record is from RefSeq and is a predicted model, not a curated record. Gene Ontology annotation, biological process: glyoxylate cycle.
UUGCGACCUUGCUUUUUUGCUCACAUGCCAUAUUCUACUUUCAGAAAAGAAAUAUCUAGCCACCGUUGCAGGAAGAAAGAAAGGCCAUGGACCAUAGAACCCAUCCUCCGUCGGCCGUGACUGAAUCAUACUAUGAUGUACCAGAUGGAGUUGAUAUUCUGGGAAGAUAUGAUGAAGAGUUUGCAAUAAUCCUGAAAAAAGAUGCUUUGAAAUUUGUUGCAGACCUGCAACGUGAGUUCAGGAGUGAUAUCAAGUAUGCACUAGAGAAGAGAAAAGAGGCCAAAAAGAGGUACAAUGAAGGGGCUCUUCCGGGUUUUGAUCCUGCCACCAGCCACAUAAGGGAAGAGGAAUGGGUAUGUGCUCCUGUUCCACCAGCUGCUGCAGAUAGGAAAGUGGAGAUCACUGGCCCUGUUGACAGAAAGAUGGUCAUCAAUGCCCUUAACUCUGGAGCUAAAGUCUUUAUGGCUGAUUUUGAGGAUGCACUGUCACCCAGCUGGGAAAAUCUCAUGAGCGGCCAAGUGAACUUGAAGGAUGCUUUGGAUGGGACCAUAAGUUUCCAUGACAAAGUCAGAAACAAGGUUUACAAGCUCAAUGAACAGACAGCAAAGCUUUUUGUGCGACCAAGAGGUUGGCACCUACCCGAAGCACAUAUUUUGAUUGAUGGUGAACCUGCAACUGGUUGCCUGGUUGAUUUUGGCCUCUACUUCUACCACAAUUACUCAGCAUUUCGACGCACUCAAGGUGCUGGUUUCGGCCCUUUCUUUUAUCUUCCCAAAAUGGAGCAUCCAAGGGAAGCUAAGAUAUGGAACAGCGUGUUUGAGAAGGCUGAGAAUGUAGCAGGCAUCGAAAGAGGAAGCAUAAGGGCGACGGUUCUGAUAGAAACCCUUCCUGCAGUGUUUCAAAUGAAUGAAAUUCUGUAUGAGUUGAAGGACCACUCUGUGGGUCUGAACUGUGGGCGAUGGGAUUACAUUUUCAGUUAUGUGAAGACCUUCCAAGCUCACCCAGAUCGCCUCCUACCAGAUAGGGUGCAGGUUGGCAUGACUCAACACUUCAUGAAAAGCUACUCUGAUCUCCUCAUCAGGACCUGCCACAGGCGCGGUGUGCAUGCUAUGGGAGGAAUGGCAGCUCAGAUUCCAAUCAAGGAUGACCCAGUGGCUAAUGAGGCAGCACUGGAACUUGUAAGGAAGGACAAGCUGAGGGAAGUGAAAGCGGGGCACGAUAGAACUUGGGCUGCACACCCUGGUCUCAUUCCGGCCUGCAUGGAGGUUUUCAACAACAUCAUGAGCAAUGCUCCUCACCAGAUAGAGACAGUGAAACGCGAAGAUGCUGCAAACAUAACUGAAGAAGAUCUCUUGCAGAUACCAGUAGGAGUCCGAACCGAGGAAGGUCUCCGGUUAAACACAAGGGUGGGGAUUCAGUACUUGGCAGCAUGGCUGAGUGGAAGCGGUUGCGUGCCUCUUUACAACCUGAUGGAAGAUGCUGCGACUGCUGAGAUUAGCAGGGUGCAGAACUGGCAGUGGCUCAAGUAUGAAGUGGAACUCAAUGGGGAUGGAGUUGGAGAGAAAGUGAACAAAGAGCUUUUUGAUAGAGUGGUUGAAGAAGAGAUGGGUAGGAUUGAAAAGGAAGUGGGAACAGAGAAGUUCGAGAAGGGAAACUACAAGGAGGCUUGUAAGAUCUUUGCUCGCCAAUGUACAUCCCCAGAACUUGAUGAUUUUCUCACUCUGGAAGCCUAUGAUUACAUAGUCCUGCAUCGCCCUAAGGAAGGAACCUUCAAAACUUUGAACUGAGAAAGAGGUUGGUUCAUUGUGCCUAGUGGUUGGGUCAUUUGGAUUCUGUAUUGUGUACUUUACGUUGUUGAUGUGAAAAAAAUCGCAAGGGAACGAUUUUCACAGGAUUUCAUGUUUGACUUGGUGAUCCUUAUUUAAUAAAAAGGGAAAUGUUUUUCGUUUUAU